CAGCCAAUGUUGUUGAAAAUUUUUGUGUCGUUUGCCAAUUCUUGUGUUUUCCCGAAUUUAUAUGAUAAGCAAUAGCUUCCGGGCCUCAAAUAGCAUGUAAUUGUGAUUGUUCAUGGCUAACCGCGAUGUAUUCUCCAAGAUCCUGCCAAAUGUCAAGUUGGGCACUCGCUACGAUGAGGAUGGGCGUGAAGUUCAGGUGGAACGGCGCGAAGACUCGGAUGCCACGGCCAAGGAGCAGGACACCUUCGAUAUCCUUGUUGCUGCAGGAUAUUACAGGGCCCGCAUCAAGGGUUUAUCCGCCUUUGAUAAAGUUGUAGGAGGAAUGACCUGGUGCAUCGAGUGCUGCGAUUACGAUGUGGACGUGGACCUGCUCUUUCACGAAAGCCUUUCCAUAGGGCAAAAGAUAGCUUUGGUGGAAAAGAUCGUAUCUGUUCUUAUAGACAUGAAGUGUCCACACAGUUUGGAACCUCAUCAAGUGCAGGGUCUCGAGUUUCUAGCCAUACAUCCUGUCAUCCAAUGGCUGGUAAAGACCUCUGUGGAAAAUCGAGCGGAGCGUGGACAGCGCUUAAAGAGAUUUGCCAUAGGUCAGUUUCACAAUCACUAUCAGUACAAAAGCGACAAGGACAAUCUCACUAAAAUACGCCUGGCCUCCACCCACAUAAGGGCUAUUCAGGAGCUAUACUGCCCAAGGAGACUGUAUGAACGGCAGGAAGCUCCUGGGGAUGAUGAUGUGUCUCGGGUUCGUCUUACUCUCUUAGAGUACGGAGAUCCUGGACCAACGUUUAAGACUCGUGCUGAAAGAAAAGCAGAGCAGGGCCCUGGUGAAGUAGAUGAGCUCGAUUUGGAGGAAUAUCUACGCAGCCUUUCCCUUGUAAAGGAUGACUUAACGGCCACUCAGAAACGCAUUGAUCUGGAUCCUACAGCCCGUCAGGAGCUACAACAGCACUACGCUGAGUUUAAGCUGGAAAUGGAAACAGAUGCCGAAGAGCUGAAGACACAAAACCAACAGAAACGUCUCGAAGCGGCCAAAAUUGCUCUUGAACACAAAGUUCGGCGCUACUGCAAAGAUAACGAACAACUGGAGGAAGUUGAAAAGGAGCAAAACCAGAAGACCAAGGAAGUAGAGGACCAUUUAAGUACACUAAAAACUGAGAUCAAAGCACACAAGGACACGCAGGAUAAUGCAGAUCCAAAGCUCCUUGAAAAAGUACAGAGCUUGCUGCAGCAACAUGAAGAACUGAAGAAAAACGAGGCGGAGUUCAAGGAAUCCUGUCGCACUGAUUUGGCCAAUCUGCAGCAGCAAAUCGAUGACCUGGAAGCCUUUAGUGCCCAAGACGCGGAGGCUCAGGCUGCAGCCUUGGCUAGCGAAGAGAAUCGCCUGAAAGAGUUGCGUCUGCAGUUGGCUAAGAGGAAUCGCGGAAUCGUGGCCAUUGAACGAAAGCUAGAUGCCAUACCCGAUCGCACAGAGUUGGCUCAAUACCAGCGACGAUUCCAUGAACUUCACAACGAAAUGAGCGGCAAGCACCUGGAAACCAAGCAAUAUUACACCUUAUACAAUACACUCAACGAUAAGAAGCGUUACCUGGAGAAGGAGCUGGCCCUUCUCAACUCCAUCUGUGAGGCGUACAACGAGGGCAUGAUGAGUCCGCACGGUCGCGAGGACUUUAUCCGCCAGUUCGAGUCCAUUGUGGACGGAGUGAAGAGCGCCCAGGACAAGGUACGGCACAAGUACAACGAGGAGCGGAUGCGACGUGAUGAGCUGAACGAGGAGCUGCAAUCGCUGUUGGAGCUGCAGCGCCAGUACGCUCUAGCUGUCAAGCAGCUCACACGCGAGUGCCAACGCUGCGAGCAGCUGCAGCAGCAGCUCAGGUCAAUUAGGGGCAGGACGCAGUCCUAAACCGUUUUAACUAUUGAUUAAUUAACACGAAACACUCAUAGCGAAUUCGUUCAAUAAAUUAUAUCGCCCUUAUUGUAGUGCAAUUAUCCAAGAAUCCAA
This is a messenger RNA of Drosophila eugracilis, 1996 nucleotides long. It is a transcript of the gene fidipidine, whose product is annotated as coiled-coil domain-containing protein 93. Gene Ontology annotation, biological process: Golgi to plasma membrane transport. The transcript has 7 exons. The coding region runs from base 113 to 1897 and encodes 594 amino acids. Lineage: Eukaryota; Metazoa; Arthropoda; Insecta; Diptera; Drosophilidae. The record is from RefSeq and is a predicted model, not a curated record.